UAGGAACUAAACACGUGCGAAUUCUUAUGUCAUUCGCUGUGAAAGUGAGAAGAUGUCGUUAACAAAGGAUGAAAACAUGUCAGAGGAACGGGUCUCUGAGGAGCUGCCUGGUGAUGAGAAUGUUUCACAGACCAACGAAUCAGGUAACCCUGACCUCAUAGAAGAAGGAGACAGCAAAGAGAGUUCUCCGGAGUCCAAUAAGCCAGCAUUAAGUGAUGGGGACAGUGAUGAUGAGGGCCAAGAAGAGGAGGAUGACACAGAUGAGGAGGAAGAUUCUGAUACUGAGAAAGACAAAACAGAUGACACAACCAAGAACAAAAUAAAGGCUAAGCCUAAAAAACCUGUUCUGGUGAAUGUGUUUGCGCAAUGUACUUCAAGUGACUUGCUGGAUUCAUCAGUCUCACUAAGAAAUCUCAUGGAAGACAAUGAUGUGAAUGUUAAGGACAUAAAAUUGUCAACAGAACCAAUUUGGAUCAGGUUAGGGCAGCUAGAGCUGGAAAAAACAGAUGACCGAGAAAAAGCACUGGUGCUGUCUGGCAAACUUUUGAAUGGGAAGGAGAUAAUGGUGGAGAGGGUACGAGAUAACGCUAAUGAUCGUCUUUACGCCCCUGAUGAGUGUAUAUUAUUUAUUAGAAAUUUAUCAAAAACAGCUACUGAAGAACAGUUGCGAAGUCUCUAUCCAAAAGCCAAAGAAAUUCGCCUACCAAAGAAAAAUGGUAAAAAUAGGGGAUUUGCAUUUAUUAAUUUUGCCACGAAAAAAGAAGUUGUGGAAUUAAUCAGAGAUAGACAGUCAGAAGAGCUGGAUGGGAAAACUUUAAAGCUUGGCACAUACACAUCAAAGGAAAAACUGGAGUCCAGGAAACAACACUCUAAAGCAAAUUCUACAAAGAAGUCAUUGGUAACAAGACCAGCUAUUUCUGGAGGCAAGCCUGGAGGUGGUAUGAAGUCUGGUGGUGGCAGACCAAACUAUGCUGGUUAUUACAGUAGGCAGUAUGGAGGAGGUCGCUACCCUAACCAAAUACGUUCACUGCUUGACAUUGACACUUCUGGAUUUGGAAAUGUAGGUCGUUACCAAGGAGAUCAGUUCCACCCUCUUUUUGAUGAGUAUGGGUUCUAUAAUGGAGACUUUGGCCUUGAUAAUUAUUUAUAUGACUUGCACAGUCGUAUGGGUCUGGAGAGUGGAUUGGCCAAACGCAUGGGGAUAGGCCGUGGGUAUGCAGGGCAUUAUGGAAUGGACAGGCGAUUUGUUGGCAUGAAUGAUGCUGGUAUGGGGUAUGGGCGCGGGGUUGGCGGAUCUGACCGCAGACAACUUGGGAUAGACAGCAGGACGGGUGGAUUCACAGGAUAUGGAAACCCCGGUGCUUAUAUUGAUGGCAGUGUCAACAGUUACAGAAAUACUGACAGGAAGAGAAAUCGCUCUGGAGGGAGUAGAAUACCCAAAGGAAAGUCUGGAUGGCCAGCCAAGUAAGGCAGGGGUAGCCAGACAUGUAGUGGAAACUUGAUAAGAUCAUUCUCCUUGUUAUUUGGGACAGAUUGUAAUCUCUGUGCAUAUGAUACCGUCACCAUAGCCCAGAUAUGGGUGAGGAGAGAAGUGUGGCAAAGAGGCCAAGAUUUUCCUGGAUGUUAUCCUUAAUAAAAGACUGGUGUUUAUCUUUCCAGACAUUUUUCUGAAACACUUUAAACUGAAUUCAAAGCUAGAUGUGUUACAUCAAUAUGGAUAAAGACAACAUGGAAAAUUUCAGUGUUUUAUACAUAUUGAUGUCAAACAAAUUUUCAAAGCUUAUCCAAAUUGGUGACUCACAAAGUUUAAUUGGUGUGAACUUUAGUCACAGUUUUUUUUUUUUGUUUCACCAUAAAUUGCUAUAAAUUAUAAGAGCAAAACAUUAUUAUUAAUAAGGUAAUAAACAUAAACUAAAUAUGUGUCACAAGGAAAAGUGUUGAUGACCAAAUGUCAUGCUGGCCAGUAAGUUUUGUGAAGUAGCCACAACCCUAGUGAGCUGUAAGCCUCUCCUCUGGUAUAUGUUGUGCACCACUGAAUUGAAAUGGGUCUGCAGUGGUUUAUCUUCAGCCUAUGUUUUCUCUUUUUGACAUGUAUAUUUUACAUUUACUGUAUAUUGUUACACAUGUACUUUUCAAUUGGUUAUACAGACUCCAUGCAUACUAUGUCUUUGCAGUAAUUGGCUAUCUAAUUAUUAUAUUAAUGUAAUUAAAAGAUUAAAGUUGAGAUUACCAUAAAUGUUCCUGUCCAUUUUGAAAGGUGACAACUCUGUACCAAAUGAAAUCACUGAAUUGUAUGUGGCAAGGUUAACAAAAUUACAUUUUCAGUGAUAUUGCAUUUGAUCAACAUCACUGUAAACUUGGUUGUUAUUCACUUUGGUGGUGUUUUGCGGGUGCUGUACAGACUUUUGCUUGGGAUAAAACAUUCAGUUUUGGUUUGUCCAACACGGUUUUGGUGUGAAGAAUGUCCAAUCAGGAUGUCAUUUACUGGGAUUUGUUGAUACGUCAUGGCACAAAAUAAACUUGAUUUCACUGAGUGUUAAAGUUUGUUUUGUUGAUGUACUGAUGGAAGUGUAUAGGAAUUAUUAGUAUACGUACUGGUUUUAAAAUAGUUUUUUUUUUUAAUUAUAUGUUCCAGAAUACACUGCAUGAUGUUUCAGACUCAACUGUUACUAGCUAGUCUAUAUGAAGCUAGGACACCAUUUUCACAAUGUCGAGGUUUAACCAGAGCCUUUAUUCAGAUACACACACAUGUACUGAACAGAGGUGGAGUUCUUGACAGUAGAUGGUAUAUCAUGUGCAUAGAGCACAUUUGACAUCAAAUGUUUUACGUUGAAGUGAAAAAGAAAGACUUCAUAUUGUUGUACAUGACUUUGAAGUUUUGCAGUUGUGCAAAUUUGAACCCACUGUAUGUGAAUGAAGCAAGAUCAUUCACAAACAAUUUUUUCUUGCUACUCAUAUUGUAUAUUAUGCUGGACUUGCAUGUUUUUUUUAUUGUCAGUGUAUUUUGUAAGUUGACCAAAUGCUGUUUGCUAAAGUUUAUUGAUUUUUUUUUUCAUUUAUAGAAGAUGGUAAUAAGAGAUCUUUGUCUUUUCAUAUUUUAGUUCAGUUUAUGCUACAUGUAUUUAUUUUCUUUGUGGAACUCACGAGAGUUUCUCAGAAAUGCUGCAUUUCCUACAAAUUGUUGCUUUCUUUCAGUGAUGUUCACAGAAGUGUGGCUUUGCUUGUUGAACAGAGACUAAGUGUAUGCCACAUUUUAAUCAAUUAAAAACAUAUC
Molecule: messenger RNA, 3274 nt
Organism: Liolophura sinensis
Lineage: Eukaryota; Metazoa; Mollusca; Polyplacophora; Chitonida; Chitonidae
Product: nucleolin-like
Exons: 10
Coding region: 53-1468 (471 amino acids)
Molecular function (GO): RNA binding
Source: RefSeq, a predicted model, not a curated record